AUGGCUAACCCCAAGUUGGCAUGCAUGGUUCUUGUGUGCAUGGCUUUGGUGGCAUGCACACCGCACGCCGUACAUGCCAUCACGUGCGGGCAAAUCGCGAGCAGUCUCAUACCCUGCGUGAGCUAUCUCCAGCGCGGCGGCCCUGUUCCUCCGCGAUGCUGCAACGGAAUUAGGAGCAUUGCGAAUGCGGCGAGGACCACCGUGGACCGCCGCACCGCUUGCAACUGCUUGAAGUCUGCUGCUGCUAGAGUCCAAGGAAUCAACCUUAGAAAUGCUGAGUCUCUCCCCGGCAAAUGCAACGUUCGCAUUCCCUAUAAGAUCAGUACCUCCAUCGACUGUGCCAGCUAUAUGUUUGAUAGGGGUAUAUCACUCUGGUUGCCUAAGCAUGUUGCUGCUCUAUCUGUACAUAAGAAUGAUUCUUUACAUCUUUGA
Lotus japonicus is the source of this 432-nucleotide messenger RNA. RefSeq names its product non-specific lipid-transfer protein 1-like. Bases 1 to 432 code for a protein of 143 amino acids. Gene Ontology annotation, cellular component: membrane. The transcript has 3 exons. The record is from RefSeq and is a predicted model, not a curated record. NCBI's taxonomy places the organism in Eukaryota, Viridiplantae, Streptophyta, Magnoliopsida, Fabales, Fabaceae. Gene Ontology annotation, molecular function: lipid binding. Gene Ontology annotation, biological process: lipid transport.